This is a messenger RNA of Symbiodinium necroappetens, 1593 nucleotides long. Lineage: Eukaryota; Dinophyceae; Suessiales; Symbiodiniaceae. The record is from the annotation of a GenBank genome assembly.
GUGCCAAUCUUGAAGAAGUACGGCUACGAGGAGUCGCUUCGGGGUGUCAUGGAGAUGCGCGCACAGACGAGGCUGCUUGCAUUCGACAUAGUUGUUCUCAAGCUGCUCAGAGACAUCCAUGGGAUGCUGGAGGCACAAAAGCCGCUCCCCCAGCCUGUGCAGUGGCGCUUCGAGCCAGGUUGGCGACCCAUGCCUUGUCAUCCACACAGCCUGGCUGUUGAGGUGGUGCAGACCUGUCGAGAUACGGGCGACCGGAUGCAAGUCAAGGAGCCGUUGCCUCUCACGCCUGACUUUGACUUCCAGGGUACCACCAUCCGGGUCGACAUUCAACAAUCGGAUCAGGUCAUUCUGGGCUUCGGUGGCGCUUUCACCGAAGCAAGCGCCCUGGUCUUCCAAGGCCUGCACCCGGACCUGCAGAAGGAGGUCCUCGAGUUGUACUUUGGAGAUCUAGGCAUCGGCUAUUCCCUCGGUCGUGUGCACAUCAACAGCUGCGAUUUCUCCAUGGGCAACUACAGCUUCGAUGAUAUUCCGGAGGAUCAUGACCUGGUACACUUUGAUUACAGCCUCGCCCGCGAUGCCAAAGCCGUGAUCCCCAUGAUACGGGGCGCUCAAAAGCUUGUGCGAAGCUCUGGCGGAAAGUUGCGGCUAAUGGCUUCACCAUGGAGCCCUCCUGCAUGGAUGAAGAUGAACGGGGCGAUGAAUGGAUCGCAUUCACCAGGUCUCAGGGAAGAUUGCCGAGAUGCAUGGGCCAGAUACUUUGCGAGUUGGAUUGAUGCUUACAAGCAGCAUGGCAUUCAAAUUUGGGCCGUAAGCGUGCAGAACGAGCCAGAGCACAACGCGCCCUGGGAGGCCUGCUGCUACACAGCCGGGGAGGAGGCGGCGUUUAUCGCCGGCCAUCUCGGUCCAACCCUGCAGGCUUUGCAUCCAGAAGUCGGGAUUUUUGCUUUUGACCACAACAAGGACCAUGUGCACGACUGGGCCUGCCAGCUCUUCAGAGACCAGGCCGCCGUCCCCUUCGUGCGGGGCAUCGCGUUCCACUGGUAUGCCGGGGACCACUUCGAGAAAGUGCGGCACACGCACGAGGACUUCCCCUCAGCUGUGCUCCUUCCCUCAGAAGCCUGCUACGAGCGGCACCGGUGGAAGUCAGGGAGCAGCCUACUGCAGGGCGACUGGAGUUUCGGAGAGGGCUAUGCGCACGACAUCAUGGGCGACCUGAAUGCUGGAGGCGCGGGAUGGAUUGACUGGAAUCUACUGCUGAAUGAGGAUGGGGGCCCGAACCACGUGGGGAACGUCUGUGACGCGCCUCUGAUUGCGAGUCUGACCGAGCAGCAGAUCCAUUUGCAUCCGCAGUUCUUCUUCCUGGGUCACUUCGCAAAGUACAUAAGACCUGGAUCGAAACGUUUGCUCACCAGCGUGAGGAAUACUCCCCGCUAUAUGGGAGCGACGCGGAGGUAUGGCACCUGCUCGGCCCAGGAUGGGCUGCAGGCAGCCGCCUUCGUCCGGCCGGAUGGUCUCGUGGCCACUGUGGUGCUGAACGCUGCAGACCUGCCUGUCAGCUUCAAGCUUCAGAUGCCUGGAUGUGGUAUGAUGUAG